Neurospora crassa OR74A is the source of this 2691-nucleotide messenger RNA. RefSeq names its product tricarboxylic acid-5 protein (gene tca-5). Lineage: Eukaryota; Fungi; Ascomycota; Sordariomycetes; Sordariales; Sordariaceae. The coding region runs from base 699 to 2087 and encodes 462 amino acids. Gene Ontology annotation, molecular function: NAD binding; isocitrate dehydrogenase (NADP+) activity; magnesium ion binding. The record is from RefSeq and is a predicted model, not a curated record. Gene Ontology annotation, cellular component: mitochondrion. The transcript has 4 exons. Gene Ontology annotation, biological process: isocitrate metabolic process.
AAGACAUCAAAGCCAGCAGUUACCAGUCGGUCAAAGAGUCUCGGUCAGUCACAGAGCCAGCCGGUUCAUCCACUGCUCCCCGCUACACGCGACCAAAAAAGUCACAGAACGUACGAAGGCAGGUACCCCACGCGCAACGGACGUUACGUACAACUGCGUGCGUGUAUGGUCGACGUCUUCAAGUCAGCGUCGUCCCGCUGCGUCCCGUUGCUAGCAUUUGUCAGAUCGACUGCGCAGAGUAGUGUACACCACACUCGCUACGUCUGUCUAUCUAUCUGCACAUGCGCAACGCCCCGCCACCGACAUCAGUCGCCUCGUCCGAAGCAAGCUGACCCUGUCGAGCGUCCUUAGUCGACCUAGUCGCGCCGUCGCCAGGAACCCGCCCAGCUUAUAUAGCUACCUACCUUAUCGAACUGGCGAUACUCGGUACAGAGGUACUUGGUUAUCAUUGCAAGAAUCUAAGGGAAUCCCAAGCUCUGCCACUCUUCUGCCCUCUGACCUGGACCGGCCGGACUUCGUCCCCCCCGCCCCUCCUUCCGUCCGUUCCGCCUCCUCCUGACGCUCCUGACUCUCCUGACUCCUGAGUUCCCUGCGGCCCGUCCCGGUGCGAAUAAUUCCGGGCCUCCUACGCUUCUCCCUCUCUUCAACCCCCCCCCCCCCCUUUACUAACCCCCCCUCCCCCCCUCCCUUUUCUCAUCAUGUCGCCCGUCACCGCAAACCUCAUCCGCUCCUCCCUCCGUCAGGCUUCUGUCUACUCCCGUCUCAACAUCGCCACUGCUCCUGCCUUUACUCGCCCUGCUGCCCCUUCCCUCUUCGUCUCCAAUAACAGAUUCCGCACAAUGGCUUCCGAGGCUUUCCAGAAGAUCAAGGUCAAGAACCCCGUCGUCGAGCUCGAUGGCGAUGAGAUGACCCGCAUCAUCUGGCAGGACAUCAAGGAGAAGUUCAUCUACCCCUUCCUUGACAUCGACCUCAAGUACUAUGACUUGGGUCUCGAGUACCGUGACCAGACCAACGACCAGGUCACUAUUGAUGCCGCCGAGGCCAUCAAGAAGUACUCCGUCGGUGUUAAGUGUGCUACCAUCACUCCCGAUGAGUCUCGUGUAGAGGAGUUCAAGCUCAAGCAGAUGUGGCUGUCCCCCAACGGCACCAUCCGCAAUGCUCUCGGUGGCACUGUUUUCCGUGAGCCCAUCGUCAUUCCCCGCGUCCCUCGCCUGGUGCCCGGCUGGAAGAAGCCCAUCAUUAUUGGCCGCCACGCCUUUGGUGACCAGUACCGCGCCAAGGACCUCGUCGCUCCCGGCCCCGGUAAGCUCCAGAUGGUUUACACCCCUGAGGGUGGUGAGCCCCAGGUCAUCGACGUCUUCGACUACAAGAACGGCGGCGGUGUUGCCCAGACCCAGUACAACACUGAUGAGUCCAUCGAGGGCUUCGCCCACGCUUCCUUCAAGCUCGCUCUUGACAAGGGUCUUCCCCUCUACAUGAGCACCAAGAACACCAUCCUCAAGAAGUACGAUGGCCGCUUCAAGGAUAUCUUCCAACAGAUCUACGAUACCCAGUACAAGGAGGCUUUCGAGGCCAAGAAGAUCUGGUACGAGCACCGUCUCAUCGACGACAUGGUCGCCCAGAUGAUCAAGAGCUCCGGUGGCUACAUCAUGGCCCUCAAGAACUAUGAUGGUGAUGUCCAGUCCGAUAUCGUUGCUCAGGGCUUCGGCUCCCUCGGUCUCAUGACCUCCGUCCUCAUCACCCCCGAUGGUAAGACCUUCGAGUCCGAGGCUGCCCACGGUACCGUCACUCGCCACUACCGCGAGCACCAGAAGGGUAACCAGACCUCCACCAACCCCAUCGCCUCCAUCUUUGCCUGGACCCGUGGUCUUGUCCAGCGUGGCAAGCUCGACAACACUCCCGAGCUCAUUGCUUUCGCUGAGGCUCUCGAGAAGGCCUGCAUUGACACCGUCGAUAUCGAUGGCAUCAUGACCAAGGAUCUCGCGCUUGCCUGCGGCAAGACCGGCCGUGAGGAUUGGGUCACCACCUCCGAGUACAUGGCUGCCGUCGAGCGCCGCCUCAAGAGCACUCUCAAGGAGAAGCUCUAAGCCACACUACCCUGAGGCAUUCUCAAACACCUCUCCAAAAAGGAAUGGAACAAGUCGGACGUGAGAUGACGGUUGGAUCAGCUACCCCGGUGGACCGGCUAAACGGUCUAGUUCUGCUGCACCCGCAGGCGAAAGGAGAUGCACGGAACAGGGGAUUGAAAAGUAAAGACGAAAACAGCAUCGUCCUGGAUAUCAUCUUUUGGUUUACGCAUUAAAGUGCAUUCAUUGCAUUUGCGCCUUGCGUCUUGCGUCUUUUACACCCCACCAACAAGAGGGAUCAAGGCAAGGAGUCAUCGGUAUAAUUUGCUGGCAUUGUCAUUGCUGCACCAUCCAUUUCGGAGUUUUUGGAAAUCGGCGGGCAUCUUGUACACAGGCUUACAGCAUCUUUACGAACAUAUUCAAAGAGUAAAAUACCCUUCAAACAAAACCGAAUCUUUUAUUUACUUACGUAUUCUCUGUUUACUUGGUGUUCUCCCACGUUCCGGUAUUUGUUUUGUCCCGGCUUUUCGAAUCAGUAGAUCAGCUACACGUUUCUUGUAGGGCGCUAUUUCUAGUUUCAAACGUUGGCUACGUAUACAAACAGCACCACUAUUUUCUAUGGUCG